This is a messenger RNA of Leptidea sinapis, 4157 nucleotides long. RefSeq names its product poly(A) RNA polymerase gld-2 homolog A-like. Gene Ontology annotation, molecular function: poly(A) RNA polymerase activity. Gene Ontology annotation, cellular component: cytosol. The coding region runs from base 386 to 1777 and encodes 463 amino acids. The record is from RefSeq and is a predicted model, not a curated record. The transcript is spliced from 10 exons. NCBI's taxonomy places the organism in Eukaryota, Metazoa, Arthropoda, Insecta, Lepidoptera, Pieridae.
AGAUGUCGCUACCCCAAUAUUGGAUCCAUCAAAAAGUCAUGGCGAAUUUUUUCACUUAUUAAAAGUUAUAUUAUUUUGUGGGUAGAUUAAUACUCACGGCGUCGAAUUAUAAUAAAGUUCUUUUCAGUAUUCACACGGUGGAGCCGAAGCGUCUAGAACAUUUGUCUGAAUGUUAAUAGUUGGAGCAGACAACCAUCGACUUACAAGGAUAGGCUUUUGACGGAUCGUCUCGAAUUUCGGUGAUAUCUAGUAAAUAAGUGAAAAUUAAACAAUUUCGACGUCGUACUUUAUGAAUAUAAACCGCGAUUAGCAUGACGCAAUAGGCUGCUGUGGACAUUACACGCCAUUUUAGUCAAUCAUUGGUAAAAAAGCAGAUCGAGACAUCAUGAAUGAAGGAGCGUCUACAUUGUACCAUAGCAACGGUUUUGGAGGUUCUGGGGCUUAUAAUAUGGGCCAUAUGCAAAUGGAGCGACAAAAUCGGCAGUAUCCUUAUAAUAUGUUGAAUGGUGGGAUAAACAGUUCGAUGUCACCAAGACAAGGCACGCAGCGUCGGUGGCAGCCGCGCCGAGAUCGCAGACCCAUCAAGGGCGAAAAUACAGCUUUUGGCUAUGAUUCAGAUGAUUCCAGUCUCUCUAGCAAUGCUUCUGGGUCUAAUAAAUCAAGUGAAAAAGGUGGUAACACAAAUGGAGAUACAAAUAGCACAGGGUCGGAAAAAGUGAGUCGAGAGUGGAGAUCCAGGAACCGACGUGAUCAGAAGCCGCGUCGUAUUGCCCCUGACAGAUUUCUCACAGCAUCAUACCCCUUUCAAGUUAAAUACACUCCGGAUGACUUACUAACUGGAUCAAAAUGGGACUCAUUGUCACAGGAUAUAUGGGACAAGUUUGUGAAAUCACAACAGACUGAAGCUACUUUCCAUAAGAAGAUGAACUUGUGGAAAUAUCUAUACAUCACUAUCAAGUCAAUAUUUCCACGGUAUGGGUUGUAUGUGGUGGGGUCCACUAUGUCCGGCUUCGGUCUGGAGUCCUCCGACAUGGACCUGUGUCUGUUCGUGCGCGCGAUGUCCCAAGAGCCACGCGCCCACGCCUUGUCAAAUCUGGACUUCAUACUGCCGUACAUACGAGCAUUUGACCCAGACGCAGAGCUGAUCCAGGCCAAGGUGCCCAUCCUUAAGUUUCGUGACGCAAGGAACGGCGUGCAGGUCGACCUCAACUGUAACAACGUGGUCGGCAUCAAAAACACCAAUCUGCUGUACUGCCUCUCAACCAUGGACUGGCGCGUGCGGCCGCUGGUGUCUGUCAGCAAGCUGUGGGCCCGCGCGCAUCACAUCAACGACGCGCGGCGCCGCACGCUGUCGUCGUACGCGCUCACGCUCAUGGUGGUGCACUUCCUGCAGUGCGGCACGAGCCCCGCCAUCUUGCCGCGCGCCAGUGACGUCAUGUGCGGCCACGUGCGCGCCGGCGUCCGCCGCUCACACAACCGCGCCUCCCUGGGGGAGCUGUUUCUGAGUAUGCUGCGCUACUACGCUGACUUCCCGUACGAGCAGACGGUGAUCUCCGUGCGGUCGGGGCGCCGCAUACCGCUGGACGAGUGUCGCCCGCACCUCGACCCCUACUACUGGAAACAUAUCUGUGUCGAAGAGCCGUUCGACCUGUCGAACACGGCCCGCUCCGUGUACGACCCCGACACGUUCGAGAAGAUCGUGGUAGCCUUCCGCGACAGUUACCGACGCCUGGCCGCCGGCCUGAGACUGUCGGACGCGUGGCCCACCGCGCGGUGAUGGCGCCCACACGCCAGUGAAGUGACGCGCUCACCGUGAGUACGCGACUCGAACUAUCCGAGGGCGCAGUCCCAAAUAGAGCCGGAGCACCGCAACUAGUAACGUGGGCUGUGAUAUGCGACUGAUCCCCUUUAUUAUACGUCGUAGUUGUAACACAUAGUACUUAUGGCGCGUCCACACUGCUCGGCGCCGCACCCACACACGCACGCGUCACUGCGGGACUCACUCUUAGUUCCUAUUCAUUUUCACUUUGACACUGAGAUUUUUAUUAUUUGUUAUUACUUAUUGUUUUAGUGUUUAUGAGAAUUGUCACUAUGAAUAAUAUAUGUUUAAAUCACAUAGUGUCAUGGAGUCGAGUUAUUUUGUAAAGUAGGGCUGUAGUCACACCAAAGUUGAGCUGAUGUUGCCAAAGAUUAGCUGCCGUGUUCGGAUUUCACUGAUGAUCUGCAAUUAGCAACUCGUGAGAUGUUCCGUCAAGGCGGUGUAGGACUUGUCCCUGGAUUAUGUAUCUGCUUGAGAUAUUUUGAACUGCGGACACAUUGUCACCCACAAUGUUUAUCCGCGCUCAAAGCUCGUGUGAGCUCCGAACACUCAGUGACAUCGAGCCAGUAAGACUGAACUCACAACACACAGCAUGCGGCUCUGCAUCAAUAACGCCCCAUUCGUUUUUAGUAUUUAUAUUAUUUAUUUAUAAGUUAUUUAACAUUGUACAUAGUAAGGAUGAAAGGCAAUAUUGUUGGCAUGUUUUAGCGUCGUGUUGUGUAUAUAUUUUUAUGUAGUAGUUAUUUUUAUGGUGUGCGUAAAGAGUAAAUGAGAAAAAGAUGAUAUAUUUAAACUUGUAAAUGUUUACAUAUUGCUCGAAUUGUUUGUGGCUUGGCGAAGUCUGUUUGCCCGCCAAGUGCCAGGAAAAAUGGAGUUAGUCGCUGAGGGCUUCCACCCAAAUCCCAGUCCUUGCUAACGAUGACCUCAGAUUAACAUUCCAAUGUGUGCCCAGCCCUUCACUAGCCUCCGUAGCGCUCGGCGAGACAAGAUGAAGUUUAUAUUCGUGCUUUAAUAAUAUAAUUGGUGCUAUAUACACACGAACUGAGGUAAUUAUAUUUGUGAAUGGUGCUAUAUGGCUGCGUGCGCUUCACUUGUUACGUUACACAGUAUUGAUAGAACCAAUGAGAUUAAAUAUAAACAAUGCAUAUCUUUAAAAUGGUAAAGAAUGUAGGAAUUGUUAUCUCAUAUGCCAGUUUGAGAAUUUUAUCACAUUGUUGUACUUACCGGUAACCUCUCAUAUUAUUAUCUAUACAUUAGCUUUUAUAUCUAUUAUAGAGUUGAAUAUUUAAAUAUUUUACAAUAAUACCACGUUCACUGUAAUUACGACAACAACUAUUUUGUAUUUUAAAUGUAUUCAGUUUGGUACAUAGCAUGAAAUUAAAUGAAUUUUAUUUUUAUAUAAAACAUUUUUAAAUAAAGUUGGAAUUAAUCAAGUUUAAUUAUGUGUAGCGGUCACUGUUAAUGAUACAGACAGACGGGUGUCGUGUUGUCUUGUAUAUUGUUUAGCCCACAGCGUUUUCAGUGAUUACAUAGACGUUAUAUUCCUGGCCUUACUUUGUAUUUUUUGAUAUAAGUUUUAUAUUGAUUUUACGUGUGAGGCAACUGUCGCGCUCACGGCGGCAGAAAGUACAAUAAAAAUACACAAUAAAACUGUAUUCAGUAAGUAAAGUUUAAAUAAUGAUAGCAUCAGAGAUCUUUGAUUGAAAGAGAAGGCAAUCUUAAAAAAAUAAAAAAAUAUAUACUGGAAAAAAAUAAAAAAAAGUUAAAAAUAAAAACAAAAAAAAACAAAAAAAGUUUCAUAAGACCAAAAAAUUCAGUUAUAUUUGUAUGUUGACUUCUUGCAGAAAAAUGCUUAUUGAGAGAGCUCCUCGGAGUAUUGAGUGGGUGACACUCAGCUCUGAGCUCAUUGAGUUUGUCGACCGUUCCACCAACAAGAGUAUCGUUUAAAAAAAAUUGUUCACAAGGUUUCGUUAUUAUUUUAGCGCAGUUUGUAUUUAAAUUUGAAGUGAUACACUUAUCUUGGACUUGUAAUGUAUAUAUAAUGUAUUGUAUUGUUGGUGGAUGUGAGAACGAUCACUGCCAGUAGGAGAUUGUUGCUCUAAUGUUUUGGAAUUAUCCGUAUCUUUUGGCCUUAAUAUAUUAUAAUAAUAACUAUUAUUGUAACUAAUGACACUUUGAAUUUAAUAAAAUGAAGUGCGAAUAAACAGCGGCUUUUGUUACACGGCGCCAUUCCACGGCCGUCACUCGCAUUCACAUUACAUUUUAUUAAAUUGAAAUAAGCUCAUGAUUUAUGUACAAAAUUUGUUAUAGUUCUAAAUUAUAUACAAACUGCCAUAAA